AUGCCGCCCAAGUCCAUUGCAUCGUACUUCAAGCCGGCUGGAGCGGCUGCGACCAAGUCCAGUACGCGUGCGACAGGGAGCGCUUUGAGCGACGCAGCGAGGGACGCCAUCAUGAAGGCUAAGGACCUGAACCAAGAGGUGCCGUCGCCACGCCCGGCGAAGAAGGCCAAGAUUGCCAAUGAGCCGGUUGCGUCCACCGAGGACAUCUACUCAUGGUCUCGUUUCUGCCCCUUGAAGGACGUCAGGAUUGUCAUUGUCGGACAAGACCCGUAUCACGGCCCGGGACAAGCUCAUGGCUUGGCCUUCUCCGUGAAGCGAGGUGUUGCGAUUCCACCGUCUCUGCGCAACAUGUACAAGGAGAUGACGACGGCGAUCCCCGGCUUUGUCGCCCCAAAGCAUGGAGACCUUACGGAGUGGGCGAAGCACGGCGUCCUGCUGCUCAACACAUCUCUCACUGUGCGAGCAUCUGAGGCUGGGUCACACGCCGGCAAGGGCUGGGAGCAGUUCACCGCUGCGGUGAUGAAGGUCGUGACGAGCCGGCUUGCGGGCUCUGCCUCGGGUGUUGCCGUGACAGCUACUGCCGACGCUCCCGGCAGCAGCGCGAACGGUAUCGUGCUCAUGGCCUGGGGCGCGCAUGCGCAGAAGAUGAUCGCCGGCCUCGACACGAAACGACACCUCGUGCUCAAGUCCGCCCACCCGAGCCCCCUCUCCGCCAGCCGUGGCUUCUUCGGCAACGGUCACUUCGUCAAGAGCAACGCGUGGCUGCAGGAGCGUUACGGCGCCGAUGGGGGCAUCGACUGGAAGAGCCUUGGCGAGCCGGCACCUUAG
Messenger RNA from Trichosporon asahii var. asahii CBS 2479, 828 nucleotides. RefSeq names its product uracil DNA N-glycosylase. Gene Ontology annotation, molecular function: uracil DNA N-glycosylase activity. The record is from RefSeq and is a predicted model, not a curated record. Bases 1 to 828 code for a protein of 275 amino acids. The transcript has 7 exons. Lineage: Eukaryota; Fungi; Basidiomycota; Tremellomycetes; Trichosporonales; Trichosporonaceae. Gene Ontology annotation, biological process: base-excision repair; base-excision repair, AP site formation via deaminated base removal. Gene Ontology annotation, cellular component: mitochondrion; nucleus.